GCUGAACCUUGGACAGCCCAUGGAGCGUACAAACUCCAGGAGGCGCAAGGCUGGCCUUUCAGGUACAAUGGAUGAGAAAGUCCAGGAGAGUGCUUCGAUACGAAAGUCAUUAUCAUCACAAGCGAACCUUAGUAGCCCGGUCGUGCCCAUACCACUCUCACCCCUGCAGACGUGGUUGCGCUAUUUCAUCUACCUGAUUGUCAGUCUACUGAUAUUCGGCUUUCUUGGUGCGAUCCUCUUCGGUCAGCUCAAAAGUGCUUCUCGAAAUGCAGUCAACGUUGGGGAAGCAGAUGCCGCUCAAGAAACGCCGGCCGGUACACAAGUGCCCGGAGAUCUAAGGAUCAUACUUCACCCUGAGAAUCACGCUAGCCGCCCACCUACAACACUGGUGUACAACUGGACGAUCACAAAGGGCUAUCGUCGCCCAGACGGUGUGGCCAAAGAAGUGUACCUGCUCAAUGACAACUUUCCCGGAGAAACCAUCGAAGCUCGUUCCGGAGACAGAAUAAUAGUGAAUGUCACCAAUCAGCUUAGCAAUGAAGGGCUCGCCAUGCAUUGGCAUGGACUGAGGAUGAUGGGAGCCAACGAGAUGGACGGUGCCGUCGGCUUGACGCAGAACCCGAUCCCGCCGAGCGGGAGCUUCCUAUACGACUUCACCAUCGGCCAAGAAGAAUCUGGCACCUUUUGGUAUCAUGGCCACGAGAAAACCCAGCGGGAUGAUGGCCUCUACGGUGGCUUUGUCGUUCACCGUCCAUCGGAGCAAUGCAACGAGCGACGCAAGUACGAUUAUGACGACGAAAUCCUGCUCCUGGUCGGCGACUGGUAUCACCGGCCGAGCAACGACGUCCUCAGUUGGUAUAUGAACUCGAGAUCGUUUGGCAAUGAACCUGUUCCAGACUCUCUGGUCAUCAAUGGCUUGGGUAAUUUCGAUUGCGAACUGGCGGUACCAGCACGGCCUGUCGACUGCUUGUCGCCGGAAACCCGGAUCGACCUUCCUGUGCUGCCACUCAAGGGUGGCCAGCGCACCCGUUUACGUCUAGUCAAUACAGGAUCGUUGACAGGGUUCUCAGUACGAAUCCAUGGUGCCAGCAUAACACCCUUUCAAGUUGACGGCGGCAGCGAGAUAGCUAUGGCAGAAGCGCGAGGUAUUGGGAUUGUUUACCCGGGCGAGCGGGUAGAUGUGGUCUUGCAGAUUGGUCCCUCGACCAACCAACCUUUUGUCGAAAUCAAAAUGGACGAUGAGAACUUCAAGUAUCCAAAUCCAGCUCUCAAUCCUAUCCAGAACUUUCCCGUCCAGACAAUCGCAGACAAUGUCGGUAUGGCACUGCCAGUUCCGGAGGUCGAGCACUACAAUCUGCAGGCGGCCUCCUCAAAUUCUAGCUUACGGGUUGCUUGGCCAGAACAACCGCUAAAGUUCGUUAUUUAUACCACGACACUGAAAUUGGCAAAGCAUCACAACAUUCCCAUGGGAUUCAUAAAUCACACCAGUUGGUCGCCACAGGCUGAACCGCCGGAACCAUUGAUAUCGAUCUCUCGAUCCCAGUACGAUCGGAACCAGCUCUCGCCUCGCAUUCCGCUGUUCAGGAAAGGAACAGCAGACACUGGGCUUUCGAAAGGUUGGGUCGAGGUUGUCAUUAACAAUCUUGAUGACGGGGGCCAUCCAUUCCACUUACACGGUUAUUCCUUCUACGUCGUGUCCGUCUUCCCGCGCCCAGUAGCAUGGACCGGCACGAAGCCUCCCUUCACUCCAGGGGGAUCAAGCAUGUAUAACUACAACCCCUUUACCACACAGCCCCAAGAUUCUCCUGCAGGCGAGUACAACCUGGUCAAUCCGGUCAUGAGGGACACUGUCUUCGUCCCGCAGAGAGGCUAUGCAGUGAUAAGAUUCCAAGCCGACAACAUGGGUAUCUGGAUGCUGCACUGUCACGUGGGCUGGCAUCUGGGAAGCGGUAUGGCCAUGAGCUGGGAUGUGCAGUAG
This is a messenger RNA of Exophiala xenobiotica, 1978 nucleotides long. RefSeq lists its product as uncharacterized. Bases 20 to 1978 code for a protein of 652 amino acids. Lineage: Eukaryota; Fungi; Ascomycota; Eurotiomycetes; Chaetothyriales; Herpotrichiellaceae. Gene Ontology annotation, molecular function: copper ion binding; oxidoreductase activity. The record is from RefSeq and is a predicted model, not a curated record. The transcript has a single exon.